GCUUUUUGCGCAACGGCAUAGAUUUACUUCUCUACUGGACAGCGAUGCGGCUGCUACAGCAUUCUCAAACGCUCUUGUUGCGGAUAGUAGGACCGUUAGUGAGGAUAGGAAUGAUAGGAGUCAUGUAGUAGCUCCAGAGACCACGACAAGUACUGCUACGGUCGACCAAAGAAGUAUUGAUCAACAUGAAGCGGGUGCAAGAACGGAUGGCGCUUCAGGAGUUGGUGAAAGUAGUUCGUCCUCAUCUUCUGCCUUUCCGUUUGCACCUGCGACGAGGGAUCAGGAGCACAACUCUCCGCAUAACGUCUCUGGAGUUGGUGCUGUAGCUAGCGUGCCAGAAAC
Messenger RNA from Amoebophrya sp. A25, 342 nucleotides. Lineage: Eukaryota; Dinophyceae; Syndiniales; Amoebophryaceae. The record is from the annotation of a GenBank genome assembly.